AUGACAAGUGGACCACAACCUCAUAAUUUAAUCGGACCUUCAUUAGUUAAUAAAGGAGGUAAAGCUAUGGACUCGUUUUUGGACGCUUUUUUCGCUUUGGAUACAGAUAAUCGUGAAGUUAUAUCAUUGAAUGAUCUAAGUUCAUAUAAUAAAAAACAUGGUCUACAAGAUAGUUUUCCAGAAACAUUUCUUCGUCGAUUUGACGCUGAGAAAACUGGUGUUAUAACAUUAGAACAAUAUUGUAAAGCAUUAGGUCUUGUUCCAAAACAAGCGCGGGAAUUACGAAGACGUCGUACAACCGUUUUAUUAGAACAACUUAUUCCACGUGAUUUAGAAAUUAUCUAUGAUGAUAUGGAAUUAGAAAUGAAAGUGAAAGUAAUGGAAUUAUUUAUUAAUGAUUUACGUGAAUCUGGACGUAAAACUAAUAUUGAUAUGGAAAAAUUAGAUCAAUCUAUGCAACGUUUAAAAGAGUAUUUAGAUACACGUUAUGGUAAAUCAUGGCAUAUUAUUACAUCAAUUAAUCAACAUUUGGGAAGAUUUAGUUAUGAACCAAAUACAUUAUUUCAUUUUUGUUUAGGUAGAUUUGUUGUAUUAAUAUGGAAAACACCAUGUUCUGCUUAA
Schistosoma rodhaini is the source of this 621-nucleotide messenger RNA. The record is from the annotation of a GenBank genome assembly. NCBI's taxonomy places the organism in Eukaryota, Metazoa, Platyhelminthes, Trematoda, Strigeidida, Schistosomatidae.